AUGUCGUCUCUUCGCAACGCCGUCGCCCGGCGGCCUCACAAAGAACGAUCGCAGCCUCAGUCCCGAGAGAAAUGGGGCCUGUUAGAGAAACACAAAGAUUACUCGCUCCGUGCGCAGGACUACAAUACCAAGAAGAAGAAACUCGCACAGCUGUCCCAGAAGGCCCGGGAAAAGAACCCAGAUGAAUUCGCUUUUGGGAUGCUCAGCCAGGGCAAGGCCGGCUUGGGGAAACACAAGGCAGCCGGGGACCAGAGUGGGCCGUUGAGCCACGAUGCGGUCAAACUGUUGAAGACUCAGGAUGCGGGAUACCUACGGACCGUGGCGGCCAGGGGCAGGAAGGAGAUUGAACGAUUGAAGGAGGAGGUGGGCUUGGAUGCCGUGACAAUGGGCGGGAGCAUGGGCAAGCGCAAGGUAUUCACCGACGACGAAGAUGUGAUGGCGACAAGAGGCAAAAAGCGCACCUCUGAUGGCGAGGUCAUGGACCAAGCCCCUCAGGUGUCUACGAUCGAACUGGGCGUCGAAGUUGAUCAGACAACGGAAAGAGCAGACCUCGUGGAACCUGAAGACGACUCUGAUUCUCGGCCGUCGAAACGAACGUCGAACAAGGCAUUGGCAGCCAAACAAGAUGCAGCGGCGCGCCUGCGUGCGGAGCGGAAGAAGAGGAAGCGAAUACAAGAGAUGCGGGUGGCAAAGCUUGAGGCUUUGAGAAAAAGACAGCGCGAGAUACUUGCAGCGGCCGACCAACUCGAAUUACAACGGGCCAAGAUGGCCAGGACAGUGGGCGGAGUCAACAAGAAUGGGAUCAAAUUCAAGAUCCGCGAAAGGAAGAAGUAA
This is a messenger RNA of Capronia coronata CBS 617.96, 834 nucleotides long. RefSeq lists its product as uncharacterized. Gene Ontology annotation, biological process: rRNA processing. The transcript has a single exon. Bases 1 to 834 code for a protein of 277 amino acids. Lineage: Eukaryota; Fungi; Ascomycota; Eurotiomycetes; Chaetothyriales; Herpotrichiellaceae. The record is from RefSeq and is a predicted model, not a curated record. Gene Ontology annotation, cellular component: nucleolus; small-subunit processome.